This is a messenger RNA of Callorhinchus milii (elephant shark), 2960 nucleotides long. It is a transcript of the gene cnot8, whose product is annotated as CCR4-NOT transcription complex, subunit 8. Lineage: Eukaryota; Metazoa; Chordata; Chondrichthyes; Chimaeriformes; Callorhinchidae. The record is from RefSeq and is a predicted model, not a curated record. Gene Ontology annotation, molecular function: poly(A)-specific ribonuclease activity; nucleic acid binding. Gene Ontology annotation, cellular component: CCR4-NOT complex; CCR4-NOT core complex; P-body. The transcript is spliced from 7 exons. Bases 399 to 1256 code for a protein of 285 amino acids.
GGGCGAGCACUGCGCCUGCGCGAGGGAGGCCGCGGUGCUCACUGAUAAACGGUCCGGGCGGAGGGGAGUCGGCGCGCGCGCGCGAGAGAGAGGAGAGAGUGUUUGCGGCGACGGCGGGAACGGGAAGAAGAAGAAGCAGCAGAUCGUUCCGGUUACCGCGCGGCGGGAGAGAGAGAGAGAGGGCGGCGGCGGCGGCGCUGUCACCGCUGGUCCUGUCGGGCGGAGGCCGGAGAGGCUUCGGGAGGCCGCGGCUCCGCGGUGGGGCGGGGCUCGGGCUGUGAGGUGAGGACCGCCGCCUCUGGUAAAAAUCUUGUGGGGAAAUUGGAGAUUCCGGGCUGGAGCCUGCAACAGUUUGCCUUCUUUGCCAUUCCUAGAGCCCUUCGGUCCACUUCAGGAAAAUGCCGGCAGCGGAAGAAGACCACAGUCAGAUAAUUCGCGAGGUCUGGGCGAACAACCUCGAGGAAGAGAUGAGAAAAAUUCGCCUGAUUAUUCAGAAGUAUAAUUACAUAGCUAUGGAUACCGAGUUUCCUGGUGUUGUGGUUAGGCCAAUUGGAGAGUUCCGGAGCACUGUUGAUUAUCAAUACCAGCUUCUGCGAUGCAACGUGGACCUGCUGAAGAUCAUCCAGCUCGGACUGACUUUCAUGAAUGAAAAAGGUCAUUACCCGCCGGGUACCUCCACGUGGCAAUUCAACUUUAAAUUCAACCUCACGGAGGACAUGUACUCUCAAGACUCGAUAGACCUGUUGAGAACCUCUGGGCUCCAAUUCAAAAAACAUGGCGAGGAAGGCAUUGAGACUUCUUACUUUGCGGAGCUCCUCAUGACGUCUGGGGUCGUUCUUUGUGACAAUGUCAAAUGGCUUUCUUUUCAUAGUGGAUACGACUUUGGGUACUUGAUUAAACUUCUAACCCAUUCACGGUUGCCUGAAGAAGAGCAAGAGUUCUUUGACAUCCUGCAUUUGUUCUUCCCUGCAAUCUAUGAUGUGAAGUACCUCAUGAAAAGUUGCAAAAACCUGAAGGGUGGCCUACAAGAGGUUGCUGAACAGCUUGAGUUGGAGCGUAUUGGACGCCAGCACCAGGCAGGUUCAGACUCACUGCUGACAGGCAUGGCUUUCUUCAGGAUGAGAGAGUUGUUUUUUGAAGACAACAUUGAUGACACCAAAUACUGUGGACAUUUGUAUGGUCUUGGAUCAGGUUCAACCAACAACCACAAUGGGACAGCAGGAACUUCUGAGGAGGAAGCCAACAGCAAACACUGACCAUAGCUGAGAUGUUUUAUUGGACCCUGAUCCUUUUAAUAGAUUUUACUACAGAAUAAGUAACCUUCACCAGACAGAAAGUUUUUGAGAGGUUUGUCAUUGGACUGCCAAGAGCAAUUAAACCUGAUUUGCUUUAUUUUUAAAAAAAAAUAAAACCUGUGUAAUAAUGUUUUACUGCAACUUGAUGUGUAUGCGUUUUGUAAAUACUGUACUGUUGAUUUAAUCAUUUUCCACAUCAGUCGUCUGCAUGAAAUUAAUCCAGUCUAACCUGUUGCAUUCUUGCGGUGCAGUGGAUUAGUGCUUUGCCUCCUGAAAUGUGUAUUUCAUUCUCCACUUUUGAAAGCUCUAACUACAAUACCAAACUGGCUUUGUGUUCCUCACGUGCAGAGCACAUCAUUGUGGAAAUAGUGCACAGUCCUCACUUUUAUCCUGUUUAUUGUUAUCCAUGCCAGUGAUGUGGCACUAAAGUCUGACCAUUUUGAAGAUUUCUUGUCUUCAGAGUCCGGGUUAACACCAAUUGACGGUCACAAAUUGCUGCAAUUAUAUUGGAGUCUGAUCUGCAUCUGAUCUAAGAGUUACUGGGAGUAAAUCCCACCGAUUUAAAGAAAAAUCUUACUGGUAAAGCUGUGUGGAUGUAAUCUAGUCUUAUCUUUUCAGUAAUGGAUAGUGUUUGCAAAGUAUCUUGUGACAUUUAGGGUGGAAGUUACUUUUAUGCAUAGAAGGGAAAAAAACUCCAGCCCUGGUGUCACUCUAGAACCCCCCAAUUCAUCAUCAUUGUCCUCUUCUUGUGAUCUGAAUGAUUAAAAGUAAAUAUUGUAGCCAGGAAAUUGAGCUUGUUUUAUAGUCGCAUUGCUCCACUUGUUGCCCUUCUACAUAAGUGAGGACAACAUUUAGAAGUUGUUGCUGUUCACAUCUUGAUCAAGUGUCAGGGAUUUAAACUAUAAUCUUUCAAAAGGAAUGAGGUUAAAAUUAGACCCUUUCACUUUUUAUGCUUUUAAUGAGAAAGUAUGAUUUUUAUUACUGCUGUAUGUUGGUGUCGUAUGAACAACCCUUUCUUCAAAACGGAUUCAAGAUGUUUACUUGUCAGUCUCACUGUUUUAAAGGAUUUGAACCCUAAAUCUGGUUGACAUUUAAGUCAUGCCUGAAAGGAUCUUCUGCCUGAUACCUGGAGGCAAUGUCUUUCAGUUUUUCUAGUCUGAUUUUAAUUACUGCACAAGUGUUGCAAUGGGACUGGCUGGAUUGGUCAAAUGCUUCACCAGUUAAAGAAGCCCAGUUUAUUGUUGAUUCUAAUUUGAAUGGAAAGAGCCACUUGUACAUUGAUUUAUACAGUAGAACCCUUCAAACCAUUUCAUCCACUUUCAUUAUAGUAUGUGAUGCUUUGUUCAUUUUCACAUUGCUUUAAAUAAAGUGUCUUAACGGAAGUACUUUUAAGUAUAAAAUACUCAAUGCCUUGCAUAUCCCAUGUGUUGGCAGCUCAUACUAAUGGCAAAUAGAUCAUCUGGUGAAAAUUGGUUGCAAUUUCUGGGACAGUAAUUCACAACCUAUUAGGUCAAUUGUAUUAUAUUUUGCUUCAUAGGUACUUUCUCAUUUUACGAUGAACUGGAAUGCUUUUUUUUAUGUUUAGUAAUAGUAUAAAGUGCCCAAAUGACGAAUUGAAAGCAAUGUAUUUUAAAUGGUUAUAAAUUAAAGAUUUGUUUCAUAUAA